Trichoplax adhaerens is the source of this 1392-nucleotide messenger RNA. RefSeq lists its product as uncharacterized. Lineage: Eukaryota; Metazoa; Placozoa; Uniplacotomia; Trichoplacea; Trichoplacidae. The coding region runs from base 1 to 1392 and encodes 463 amino acids. The transcript has 11 exons. Gene Ontology annotation, cellular component: cytoplasm; nucleus. The record is from RefSeq and is a predicted model, not a curated record.
AUGCAAGUUUCGGAGACUGACAACAAAGACGACGCUUAUUCAAGAGCUACAAUAUUUGAAGAAGAUAUCGGAUUAGACAUUCAUUCUUGUUUGCAAUUUCUACUCGAAUUAUUUGAACGGUGGCUUACACCUCAAACUUCACAAAAUAUAACAAUUAACCUUAAACGAGAAGCUGCAAAAUCGGUUUUGGUAUUGUCAGAUAUUUUCGUUAAUCGUGAACACUUUCAGUGGAUGUAUGAUAUAUUUAUGGAAUUAUAUAAAUAUCAUCCAGCCGAAGACGAUGUCAUGAUGCAGUAUAUUGUCAUUGGAAUUUGUAAAGCCGUUUCAGUCUUAGGAUUAGAUGGCCAAUCAGUUGAUAAAAUUUGUCGCGUAAUUGAAUUUUCACUGAAGAGUAGUUACUUGUCGCUACAGAUUUGUGGCCUGUUUGGAGUACUAUAUAUAUUAGAACCCCAUCCAAUGAGCUCCUUAACAGCAUUCUUAGAUCCGCUAAUUAAUUAUUUGACAACAAAAUUAAGUGAAGUACAAUUGAUGUCGUUUGGAACUAGUUAUCAACAUACUUUGGUAAUGCUAUCGGCAGCUUUCUUUAUUAUUGAACAUUAUGUGGAUGACAUUAAAGACACAAACUUUUUUCAGUUAGUGUUACAAAUUGUUGUGACAAUGAUCAGUGCCAGCGAUGAAGUAACCCCUCCUGUUAUAUAUCAUGCCAUUAUGAGAGGACUAGAGAGAAUUAUUUUAUCCUUUACGUUAACACCGGAUGAAUCGGAUAUGAUUAUCAAACUUAGUAUAGAUAGAUUAUCUAUGCCAAGCCCUGAGAGAGCUUUGUCUGCUCUUGGACUACUUUUAACAUGCAUGUACGCCGGAAAAAUUGAAAGUGAAGCCAACCCUGGUCAAGAGCUUGAUGCUAUGGCCAACGUACAUACAAUUGAGCGAGUGACUAUCUUAUUUGACAGGAUUAGGAAGGGGCUGCCUUCGGAAGCUACAGUAGUUGCUCAUAUUUUACCAUCUGUAUUGGAAGAUUUCUUUUCACCUCAGGAGAUAAUGAAUAAAGUUAUAGGAGAGUUUUUAAGUAGUCAACAACCUCAUCCUCAACUUAUGGCUGAAGUACUAUUUAAAGUUUUUGAAAAUCUUCAGCGUCAGUCGCAGCAGACAGCAGUUACAAAAUGGGUCAUGCUCUCUAUCGGUAGUUUUACGCAAAGGACACCUUUAGCUAUGGCUGUAUGGGGUUUGAAUUGUUUACUAAUCAGUGCUUCAACUAAUUACUGGAUCCGAUCAUUGUUGCCUUAUGUGAUCAGUAGAAUAGGUAAAUUAGAGCAAGUUGAUAAACAAAUAUUUUAUACGACUGCUCUGGAUUUUUUCGUCAAUAAGGUAUGCAAAUGUUUCGAUCCUUUCUGA